CUAAACAAAAUUCCUCAUUUCUUACUUAAAUGGGCUAUAAUUAAAUAGCCCACAACUUCAAUAUUUAAACAAAAUUCCUCAUUUCUCUCUAGGGUUUUUUACAUCCACGGCUCACGAAAAUGCCGUCGCACAAGACGUUCAUGAUUAAGAAGAAGCUGGCGAAGAAGCAGAGGCAAAAUAGGCCAAUUCCUUACUGGAUCCGUAUGCGCACGGACAACACCAUCAGGUACAACGCCAAGCGCAGGCAUUGGCGCCGUACCAAGCUAGGGUUUUGAGAUGCUGGUUGGGAAUUUUUUUUGGAUGCUUAGUGUUAAUGGGUUUUAGUUUUUUUGCUUCAUUUGUAGAGACUGAAACCUAUCUCCCGAGACAGAAGUGUUUUUUUUAUUAAGAUAACAAGUUUGAAAAUUAUGGAUUA
Messenger RNA from Salvia hispanica, 415 nucleotides. Its product is annotated as large ribosomal subunit protein eL39x. Gene Ontology annotation, molecular function: structural constituent of ribosome. The record is from RefSeq and is a predicted model, not a curated record. Lineage: Eukaryota; Viridiplantae; Streptophyta; Magnoliopsida; Lamiales; Lamiaceae. Gene Ontology annotation, biological process: translation. Gene Ontology annotation, cellular component: cytosolic large ribosomal subunit; ribosome.